AUGUCUGGGACAACGCUUGGUUUGUGGUGGGCGGAGGAGGCAGCCGCGACCACUGGAGCAGCUGGAGCUGAGUGGGGCGGUUACUCACAAUACUGCCAGGUGGUGAAGCUUGACACUCAGCACAGCCAGGUAGUGAAGCUUGACACUCAGCACAGCCAGGUAGUGAAGCUUGACACUCAGCACAGCCAGGUAGUGAAGCUUGAUACUCAGCACAGCCAGGUGGUGAAGCUUGACACUCAGCACAGCCAGGUAGUGAAGCUUGACACUCAGCACAGCCAGGUAGUGAAGCUUGACACUCAGCACAGCCAGGUAGUGAAGCUUGACACUCAGCACAGCCAGGUGGUGAAGCUUGACACUCAGCACAGCCAGGUAGUGAAGCUUGACACUCAGCACAGCCAGGUGGUGAAGCUUGACACUCAGCACAGCCAGGUAGUGAAGCUUGACACUCAGCACAGCCAGGUAGUGAAGCUUGACACUCAGCGCUGCCAGGCGAUAAAGCCAGACACUCAACGCUGCCAGGCGAUAAAGCCAGACACUCAACGCUGCCAGGCCAUAAAGCCAGACACUCAACGCUGCCAGGCGAUAAAGCCAGACACUCAACGCAGCCAGGCGAUAAAGCCAGACACUCAACGCUGCCAGGCCAUAAAGCCAGACACUCAACGCUGCCAGGCGAUAAAGCCAGACACUCAACGCUGCCAGGCGAUAAAGCCAGACACUCAACGCUGCCAGGCGAUAAAGCCAGACACUCAACGCUGCCAGGCCAUAAAGCCAGACACUCAACGCAGCCAGGCCAUAAAGCCAGACAUUCAACGCAGCCAGGCCAUAAAGCCAGACACUCAACGCUGCCAGGCCAUAAAGCCAGACAUUCAACGCUGCCAGGCCAUAAAGCUUGACACUUUGCACUGCCAGACAACAAAAUCACAAUGCAGCAACUCAAAUGAACACCACAAGUUGUGA
This is a messenger RNA of Procambarus clarkii (red swamp crayfish), 957 nucleotides long. The record is from RefSeq and is a predicted model, not a curated record. Lineage: Eukaryota; Metazoa; Arthropoda; Malacostraca; Decapoda; Cambaridae.